AUGAUUUCGGUUACGACGACAAGGCUCUCUUUGAGAAGACCUACUGCUACUCGGCAUACGAGGCUUUUGGUGUGCCUUCCCCUCUUCCGGAGGUUGAAACCACUGAAGACUGUGAAACUCGUUCUUAUGUUGGCUUUUCUGUCUAUUGCCUUCAAUGGCUUAGCAAGUCCGUGUGCUUUCUACCUAUUUCUUCUCCAUAAACAAUGUUCAUUGCCUUUUGAUGUCCAUUGCCACUACUAUACCCACCAGGCUCAUUGGUCCAGCGGCCUUGUGAGAAAGUCACCGGAUUCCCAAGAUCUUCAAGAGGUUCCACCCCAAUUCAAGAUUCAGGAUAAUGUGACUGAGGAAACCACUAUUGCAGCUUUCAAUGAGGCCAUUCGGGAUGACCUUGAAAUAGAAGUACUUAGAGCUGAGCCGCACACUUUUGAUCAAGCCAUUGCUACUGCCCAUAAACAGGAAAAUAUUAAUGUCAAGCUUGGACUGAACACUUUUAAGGGUUGCAAACUCCCAAACCCUAGCCAGAACACUACUUCCAAGAACCUUGUAAAUCUUGUCAACCUAACCAUUGCUACUAUUAACACCCAAAGAUAA
Molecule: messenger RNA, 591 nt
Organism: Striga asiatica
Lineage: Eukaryota; Viridiplantae; Streptophyta; Magnoliopsida; Lamiales; Orobanchaceae
Source: the annotation of a GenBank genome assembly